Acytostelium subglobosum LB1 is the source of this 324-nucleotide messenger RNA. RefSeq lists its product as hypothetical. The annotation marks the transcript as partial. The transcript has a single exon. The record is from RefSeq and is a predicted model, not a curated record. NCBI's taxonomy places the organism in Eukaryota, Evosea, Eumycetozoa, Acytosteliales, Acytosteliaceae.
GAUAAGUUCAUAGCCACGCGAACAGGAGGAUUGAAUGGAGAAUACAAGAGCUUGGAGAUUGAUUUGUCGACAGGCUACUUCUUUAACCAGGUCAAUCAAAGGGGUCGGAUGACUCCAGAUGACUUGAAGAUCCUUGUGGAUAUAAUUUCAUCUGAUCAAUUCAAAUUGUUGGACCCAAAGUAUAUCACACCUGGAUCAUCAUCACUUGCAUAUAGAUAUACAUUCUCUGCCUACGACAAAUAUGGAACAACCCUAGACCUAAAGUCCAAAUAUCCACCAUUCCUAGACAGCUUAAUUAGUAUAUUCGAGAGAUAUAAUUCAUAA